AUGACCGAAUUCUCAUCAAAAAUACUCUCUAAUUUUCCUUCAACUUAUGCAAUCAACGAACAGAGCGAACAACAACAUAUAGUAUUUUCGUUUGGUUAUGGUUCUGGCGUUUUAAAACAACAACAAGAUAUACAAGAGCCAACAAGUCUAAAUCAAAUUGAUCUUAUUUUCGUUAUCAAUCAUUCAUUUAAAUUUCAUGAAGAAAAUCUACAAUUAAAUCCCCAUCAUUAUUCAUUUUUAAAAUACUUUGGUGUAUCAACAAUAGCAAAGAUACAAGAAACAAGAGGCGCUCGAAUUUAUUUCAAUCCGUAUGUGAAAUUAAAUAAUGAUUCAAAUACCCUAUAUAAAUAUGGAAUUAUUUCACGAAGACAUCUUAUUAGAGAUUUACUUGAUUGGGAAACACUUUAUGUUGCUGGUCGUCUACAAAAACCAGUUAGUGUUAUGAAAAUCGAUCAAUCCGAUCAAGAUCUAUUGUAUGCUCUCAAAACAAAUUUAAAUAGUGCACUUCAUGUUGCUUUACUUCUUUUACCUGAACAAUUUACUUUAAAAGAAUUAUUUCUUAAAAUAACAUCUCUUUCAUAUCAAGGCGAUUUUCGUAUGUAUGUUGGAGAAAAUAAAAAUAAAAUAUCAAAUAUAGUUCUACCACAAGUCGAUGCAUUUGUUGAACUAUAUUCAAAUUUAAUACUGAAUGAUUCACAUUUACAUUGGAAUAAAACUCGAACAUUAGAUACAAUAGUUCAACAAGAUGUAACAGCAGCAGCAAUCUUUAGACGUUUACUGGGUUUACCAAAAUUUGUUAUUCAAAACUUAAUGGAAAUGACAACAUUGAAAACACGACAACAUCAAGAUGCAGAAGAAGUGAUCCGAAAAUUAUGUGUUAGUACACAACGAAAAGAAAAAAUUGAACAUGCCGUACGAUCAAUUGUUACAAGAUCGAGUAUAUCCCAAACAUUUAAAGGCCUUUUCACUGCCGGUUUUCUUCGUAGUACUCGUUACGCUAUAGCAAAAUUGCAAAAGAUGAUCCGUUGA
This is a messenger RNA of Rotaria socialis, 1029 nucleotides long. NCBI's taxonomy places the organism in Eukaryota, Metazoa, Rotifera, Eurotatoria, Philodinida, Philodinidae. The record is from the annotation of a GenBank genome assembly.